AUCAAGAGCGCAGCAACAGCCCACACGUAGCCUAUGCUGAGCGAGCGCGCGGAGCGGAGAAGCGCCUGGCAGACCCGGAGCGCGACGCGAGGCAGCCAAACCGCUGUCUGUCAUUAGCUGAGAGUGUGACACAGGAGUGACAGAGGGGAGAGAGGAGAAGGAGAAGGAGGGAGGAGUGAGCGGUCCCGGUAAACAGACGAGCCGGCCUGAGAGGAGCCGAAGAAAAAAAGAAGAAGACCCCGAGAGAGAGGAAGGGGAGAGAGGUAGAGAGAGGGAGACUGACAGGCGUUACCGAAAGACAAACCGAAGCGUCGACAUGAGCGGUCAGUUUGAGGAAGAUAUCCACGACCGGGGCGAGAGGAAGAGCAGUAAAUCCCCGACACUGCUCUCCUCUUACUGCAUAGACAGCAUUCUGGGCCGCAGGAGUCCCUGUAAGGUCAGACUGAUAGGGGCUCAAAGUUUGACGGGUCUGCCCGGCAGAGUGGAGCUCGACAGGACCGCCGACGGGCCAACUAAAGAGCCAAUCUCUCUCAGCGCUGACAUGCACCUGCCUCCAAAGCUCCGCCGGCUGUACGGACCUGGGGGGAAGUAUCUCCAUGAGCACGCAGAGAAGCUGGAGAGGGAAAGGCUCCUGCUGGAGCAAGCUAGCGAAAGCCUCAAAAUCAGCCAGGCGCCACAGGUGAGCAUCAGCCGUAGCAAGUCCUACCGAGAGAACGCGUCGCUGAGCCGGGGAGAGGGUGACCAGAGCCCCGGAGAGGCCUCGGAGGACGGCAGCAUGGGACUGGUGGAGCUCGGUCCGCUGAAGUUUGAGGAGGACGCGGGGAAGGAGGAAGAGGGCUGCGGGGACGCGGUGGCGCUAUCCCCGAAGGACGAGGAGAGGGAGAGCUUGAACGCCGGGGAUGGGGACGUGAGGGACGGGGAAGACAGCGUGUGUCUGUCGGCGGGCAGUGACUCGGAGGAAGGGAUGCUGAAACGGAAGCAGAGAAGAUACAGGACUACCUUCACCAGUUACCAGCUGGAGGAGCUGGAGAGAGCUUUCCAGAAGACGCACUACCCCGACGUCUUCACCAGAGAAGAGCUCGCAAUGCGCCUGGAUCUCACCGAAGCCCGCGUUCAAGUGUGGUUUCAGAACCGAAGGGCCAAGUGGAGGAAACGCGAGAAGGCCGGGGUGCAGGCCCACCCGUCAGGCCUGCCAUUUCCAGGCCCUCUUGCAGCGGGCCAUCCUCUCAGCCACUACCUAGAGGGAGGACCCUUCCCUCCUCACCCACAUCCAGCUCUGGAGUCUGCAUGGACGGCUGCUGCAGCUGCAGCUGCAGCCUUCCCAGGCUUGGCUCCACCACCUCACAACGGCUCUGGCCCACCCUUGGCUGCCCCACUCGGCCUGGGCACCUUCCUGGGCACGGCUGCCAUGUUUCGCCACCCUGCCUUUAUUGGACCCACUUUUGGCAGGCUCUUCUCCAGUAUGGGUCCUCUGACCAGUGCUUCCACCGCUGCAGCUCUCCUCCGUCAGCCCGCACCUCCUGUAGAGAACCCCUCCCACACGGGGCCCGUCCUCCCUGACCCUUCCUCAUCUUCCUCCACUACUACUUCUUCAGCCGCAGCGGACCGCAGAGCCUCGAGUAUCGCCGCGCUGCGCCUCAAGGCCAAGGAACACUCAGCUCAGCUCACCCAGCUAAACAUCCUGCCCACCGGAGCCACAGGGAAGGAGGUGUGCUGAACACUCAACACCAGCUCUAGACCUCCCCGUCCUGGGCUUAUGUCCCAUCCCACGACACCCCACCCACCCAAAACUCCUCCAAAUACCCCAUUUGUACCUCUGGAAGCUGAAGUCCUGUUGCCUCCCCCCCUCCCCAUGUUUAGCCAUCCCUGUUACCUCAUGUUUCCCCACCCCCAAAAAUAGCACGACCAAAUUUAAAGGAGCACUGGUUUUAUAAAGGUGUGUGUGUGUGUGCGUGGUAAUUGCAGUUAUUAUUACAUUGCUUUACACUCCAUACACACACUUCCCUGACAGACAGUCCACUAAAUUACAUAUUUAACUUUUUAAAAUGUUUCUACAUUUGGAUGUUUUAAGACACAGUCUAACAGAAGUCUUUUAAAUAUUUCUUGAUUAAUUUAUAGUAUACAUGAACGUGACUUACAAAGUCUAACUACCAAAUACAUAAAAAAUACAAUUAAAUUAAUAAAUAAAAUAAAUAAAUCACCAUUGGAGGAAGGUGGAAGUAUAUUUACUAAAAUAAUGUACUUAAGUACAAAUAUUUUGAGUAUUUCUACUUCACUUUUGCGACAUUCCAGAGGCCUUUACGUUAUUUAAAUAUUAAAUACAAUUUAACUAGAUUAAAACUGUUUCCACUUAUUGUAAUCCAUUUUAAUCUAAUUGUUUUUAAUAAAUGUGGGUGACACCAAAAGGCCAUUUUUAAUCCACAGUUUCUGUGCAUUUUUCUAAUUCUUUCUCUGCAUUCAAUUAUUUUAAAAACACCUUUUUCUUUUCUUUUUUUUAACCGACCAUCUUCAGGCUGAUUUUUACUUAAGAAUCUGUCAUCUUCCACACACACACACACACACACAUGCACGCGCGCGCUGUGAGAGCUGAAGAACCGCAGGGGAACCCAGACUUCUAGAAAGAAAUCUUGUGCUACUUCAAAUGUGGACAACGGCGAGUGCUCGACAUUAACACUGCUUAAUCUGUAUGCAUUGAUGUGGACUGAGCAGGUCUGCAUCUAUGACAAAGGCGUGUUGGAGGAGGUCCACCCUGAACCAAAGGAAAACUGUCCAUAGACCUUCCAUAGCCUUCUCUUCUACAAGCCUGACUCCUCUCCACUGCUCGCCUACCCGACCGUCACACUCAGCCGUCAUAUAUACGUAUAUAUAUAUAUAAAUAUAUAUAGGCCUAUAUUUUUAAAUCCCUGUAUCAGUUCAGUGUGAUUUAAGGUGGUUUGAGUCCACGUCAGCGCGAGAUUUCUGUAAAUUUACUGCAAUUUUUGUCCUCCCUGUCUGGUUAUCGCAGCGGUGGCAUUUCCGCUGAGUGUGACUGCAGGGCACGCGAGCAGCGUUGAGAUCUGGUGUUUCUUUAAUGACCUGACUGUGUGAGAGAAAACUGUACAUAUUGUGUUUAAAAAAAAAAAGAGGAGGGGGAAAAAGUAAAAAAAAAAAAAAA
This is a messenger RNA of Neolamprologus brichardi, 3154 nucleotides long. It is a transcript of the gene arxa, whose product is annotated as aristaless related homeobox a. Gene Ontology annotation, biological process: regulation of transcription by RNA polymerase II. Lineage: Eukaryota; Metazoa; Chordata; Actinopteri; Cichliformes; Cichlidae. Gene Ontology annotation, molecular function: RNA polymerase II transcription regulatory region sequence-specific DNA binding; DNA-binding transcription factor activity, RNA polymerase II-specific. The record is from RefSeq and is a predicted model, not a curated record.